CUCAGCCGCAGCGCCCGCCUCCUCGCUUUCCUCUCCCGCCGCUGCAGCCUGGGCGGGGCGGUUCGUCCAGCGUGUGAGCUCGGACAUGGCAGCCGAAGAGGCGGAGGCGCCGGGGCUCCCGGAGGACGAGGUGUGGGAAUUUUGCCUGGAUAAGAAUGAGGAAGAUGGUGUUGGAUCCCCUGGAAGUAAUGUUACAGACGAUUGUGAACCACCUUGUGGGUGCUGGGAGUUCAAUCCGGAUUCCCUGGAAGAGGAUCACCUGCUCUUAACCACCGAGCUGUCUCUCCAGUCCCACAAUGAUAACACGCGCGUUGUGAGAGUGAAGGUCAUAGCGGGCAUCGGCCUGGCCAAGAAGGACAUCUUGGGAGCCAGUGAUCCUUACGUGAGAGUGACAUUGUAUGACCCGAUGAGUGGAGUCCUUACCAGCGUUCAGACGAAAACCAUCAAAAAGUCUUUGAAUCCGAAAUGGAAUGAAGAAAUACUAUUCAGAGUCCUUCCACAGCAGCACCGUCUUCUGUUCGAAGUGUUUGACGAAAACCGUUUGACAAGAGAUGAUUUCCUGGGUCAAGUGGAUGUCCCUCUCUAUCCUUUACCGACGGAAAACCCGAAAAUGGAUAGACCAUAUACAUUUAAGGAUUUCGUUCUUCAUCCAAGAAGCCACAAGUCACGAGUGAAAGGUUACCUGAGAUUGAAAAUGACGUACUUACCGAAGAACAGCGGCUCGGAUGAGGAGAACGCCGAUCCAGCCGAGGAGUUAGAGGAGCCUGACUGGGUUGUUUUGGACCAACCAGAUGCUGCUAGCCAUUUGGAGCAUCCAGAACCUUCUCCCCUCCCUCCAGGAUGGGAAGAGAGGCAGGAUGUCCUUGGGAGGACCUACUAUGUAAACCAUGAAUCUCGACGAACACAGUGGAAAAGGCCUAACCCUGAGGAUGACCCCACAGAUGCUGAGAACGGAAACAUUCAGCUGCAGGCUCAGCGGGCAUUUACCACCAGGCGGCAGAUAUCGGAGGAGGUGGACAGUGCCGACAACCGGGAGUCCCCUGAGAAUUGGGAAAUUAUACGCGAAGAUGAGAACGCUGUGUAUAGCAGUCAGGCCUUCCAAUCACCUCCGUCGGGUCACGUAGAUGUGCAGGCUCGCCUUGCAGAGGAGUUAGAUACCAGACUCGCUGUGUAUGGAAAUCCGGCCACUGGCCAGCCAGUCACCAGCUCAAAUCAGUCCAGCGGAAGUGGCGGCUUGCAAGCCUGUAUCUUUGAGGAACAGCCUGCACUUCCUGUGGACGAUCCAACAUCCAAAGUCCCUGCUGAUCUAAAAGCGAAGACACCAGUCGACCCGUCCAAUGACCUCGGACCUUUACCUCCCGGCUGGGAAGAAAGGACCCACACAGAUGGAAGAGUCUUCUAUAUAAAUCACAACACAAAGAAGACCCAGUGGGAAGACCCUCGGAUGCAGGACGUGGCAACAGCUGGACCAGCAGUGCCCUACUCCAGGGAUUACAAAAGGAAGUACGAGUUCUUCCGCAGAAAGAUGAAGAAGCAGAAUGACAUUCCAAAUAAAUUUGAAAUGAAACUUCGCCGUGCAAAUGUUCUGGAGGAUUCUUACCGGAGGAUUAUGGGUGUGAAGAAAGCUGACUCCCUGAAGGCGCGACUCUGGAUUGAGUUUGAUGGCGAAAAGGGACUUGAUUAUGGAGGAGUUGCUCGGGAAUGGUUCUUCCUCAUUUCAAAGGAGAUGUUUAACCCUUAUUAUGGGCUGUUUGAAUAUUCUGCUACGGAUAAUUACACCCUCCAGAUAAAUCCAAACUCGGGCUUGUGUAACGAAGAUCACCUCUCGUACUUCAAAUUCAUCGGGCGUGUGGCUGGGAUGGCAGUUUAUCAUGGCAAGCUGCUGGAUGGCUUUUUCAUCCGCCCCUUUUACAAGAUGAUGCUUCAGAAAAUGAUAACGCUGCAUGACAUGGAGUCCGUGGAUAGUGAAUAUUACAGUUCACUGCGUUGGAUUCUUGAGAAUGACCCAACAGAGCUGGACCUCAGAUUCAUCAUAGAUGAGGAACUCUUUGGACAGACACAUCAACAUGAACUGAAAACUGGAGGCUCGGAGAUCGUCGUCACCAACAAGAACAAAAAGGAGUAUAUUUACCUUGUUAUACAGUGGCGAUUUGUGAACCGAAUCCAGAAGCAAAUGGCUGCUUUCAAAGAGGGAUUUUUUGAACUGAUACCCCAGGAUCUCAUCAAGAUAUUCGAUGAAAAUGAACUGGAGCUUCUCAUGUGUGGCCUGGGAGAUGUGGAUGUGGGCGACUGGAAGGAUCAUACAAAGUACAAAAAUGGCUACAGCCCAAACCACCAGGUCAUCCAGUGGUUCUGGAAGGCUGUUUUAAUGAUGGACUCAGAAAAACGAAUUCGUUUGCUUCAGUUUGUUACAGGCACAUCCCGUGUGCCUAUGAACGGGUUUGCUGAACUCUAUGGCUCGAAUGGACCACAGUCCUUCACAGUUGAACAGUGGGGCACUCCUGAUAAGCUGCCAAGAGCGCAUACCUGCUUCAAUCGUCUGGACCUGCCGCCCUAUGAGUCAUUUGAAGAACUUUCGGAUAAACUUCAGAUGGCGAUUGAGAACACCCAGGGCUUUGAUGGGGUCGAUUAGAUUAUAGUAAGGAAGGGACAAGCUGUGGUGUCUCAGCCACCAUAGUUUUUAAGUAAAAGCAAAAUUGCAUCUUAACAUUUUCCAGAGUACUUCUAAAAGGUAGUUGCUGGCUCUUCCCAGAGAGACCAGAGAACAGUGCAUCCGUAGUUUCUGCCACCACCAUACUGAAGUGUUCAUUUGUCCCGUUCUUUGUCCUGUUGUUAGGGUUCACGCGACAGGACAUUUGAGUCCUGUGUGCCUGAGUUCUGACCAUAUCUCAUGUUGCUAGGCACAUCUUUCUGUAACUACUGAGAUUCCAACUGUGAAAUAUCUGUAAUGAGUAUCUGGUGGAAAAAUUCGAUGCUUUUUUGAGAUGAAAUUUGGACAAAGAUAGUCUUCAAUAUUGAGUAAACUGCGACACACUUAGUGUUACUUGUCGCUACUUAUUCUGUAGAACUUGCCUAGUGUACCUUAUUGCCUAGAUCUUUGGGACAACUUUGGAAGAUGUGUCACUAUGUUUUUAGUCACUUAAGUCACUUGCAAAAAAAAAAAAAAAAAAAAAGUAUUACUCUUCACUCGGCUGUAUUUCACAUUUGUUAGCAUGCAGCUUGAAUCUCCAGCGAUUCAGAAGACUAGCGGAGCAAGCUUUAUUUGCCAUGUGUAGUGAGUAUUAGGCCUCCCUUCUGCCUGUGCAUCCUCAAGGCUUAGUCACAGGCUACAGUUAUUAUGUGUUAGUGUAUUUAGAAUUCCUCCAAAUACAAAUCAAGCUCCAAAAAGCAGUGUUUCUAAGCAUGCCGUGAAGAACCGAGUUACAUGUAUGACUUGCCCUUACCAGCCACUUCACGCUUGCAGUCACGUAGUACAUACGUGUUUACGGAGUUCAUUAUGUUUACAGAUUAAGCGAAUUUCUGUAGUUGCAUUUUUAUAUUUUUAGUAUCACAUUAGUAUAAAAGGAUUUGUUUAAAAUAACCAAAGAGUAGUUCAAUGCAUAAUUUGUAUAAAUUUGUUACCAGGUUUCUUAUGCUUUCUAAAAAAUACUGUUUACUAUGAGAAUUAUGUUUUAUUAAAAGUCAAAAACCCCUGAGGCAAAUGCUACAGGUGGUGAGAACCACAUUGAAGUGUAGGAAGAGAACCCAUGCAUGAAUCAACACACGUAGACAGUGCCAGCUGUGUGCCAGGGCCUGAGAUAAAAUUGUCAACAGUGAAAUCAGCUCCUCCUUCAUCCGCAAGGGACCUAGAGACACGUAGAUGACUUUGUAAACAGUGAGAAAGUAGGAGUGAGCAGUCUGGGAAAGCAGAAGGAGAGGGAGGCGAGGUCCCACUCCGCCUGCAGAGCAUGUGUACCCAGACUCCUUUUAUUCAUCCUUUCAUUGGUGUGACAAAAUUGAAGUCUGCUUUUCAAUGUGCUUGCAUACGUUAAUGUAAGCCUGUCUUCUAACCCUUGUGGAUGCAGAUUAGUGCCCUGUGGGAGCUGUCAGAAGUACACAGGGCCAUUGCUUUGAGCUUGUUGGCUCUAACAAGACAAGUGCCUGUCAGCGCAUGGUAGGGAUUUCAGUGACAGUAGCAAACACACUUCCCAUAGGCCACACCAUCCUGUGGGUCAGGGAAAGUAACCCCCAUGCCAGUGCAUGCUCGCUUCCCAAGUGUCUUUACCAAGUCAGCCAGGCAUGGCCAGCCAUCUGUGCAGUCUUGAUUUUAUCGUUGACCAUCUGUGUGAACCUGCACUGCUGGGCUCCAGUUACUUAUCUGUCAAGUAUGAAUAACUGAAUAACCAUGCCCACCCUUUUGUCUUUUGAGGCCGUGGUAAGUUCUGGAAUGCUUUCCUGCUGGCCACCAGAGUCUGAGUCAGGUGCCCAAGCUGCCUUUCCUCCCAGUGUGUUCACCCCAAAACAGCGAUCUAGAGUAGGGGAGGAUAAAAAGCUACAACUGAUCCCAAAUCCGUGCUGGCAUAUGUUGUAUUCGUGUAUGGAUCUUAGCAUCAGAGUUCACUUUCUCUACAGUGGCAAAGCAACACUAAUAUGGGCUGGUGUCUUAUUUGGAUUUCCCCCAUUGUAUGAACUAAGGGUAAAACUGUCUUGUGAGAUAGACUUGUACACACUUGUUCGGUGCCACCUCUGAGAACAUCAACAGCAGAGCUUAGGAAACACAAGCUUUCUUUUCAUUAGGCCGGUAUCCCUCUGGAUGGUCCAGUGACUUCACUAGAACCUGGUGUUAAGAGUCCAGGUGCACUCUCCCCCCCCCCCCCCCCCCCACAGCCCCUCAUGCCAGUCUGCAUGAGACUGUCUCAAUGACAUCCUAUUGCUGGGGAGUUGUGGAGUCCCUUCCACGAAGUGAAGGCUGUGGACUUUUCUAGAAAAGUCCUUUAGCCUUCAUUUUCUCUGAUUCUUACCCCCAAACAAAUGAAACACACUAAAUUGCAUUAAUAAUGCAAACCCAAAUACCAUUUGUUUUAGCUUUUAAUUUAUAAUGCCCAAGUUAUUUCUUACAAUUAUCAAGUUAAACACAAUUGGGUUUGAUGAUAAGCUAUUUGACCUUGUUUUUCAAUUUUUUUCUUAUGGUAAAUGUAUAUCCAGAUUAAUGUAUCAAAAUCUAUUGCAUAAACUAUAAAAUCAUUUUCAAAUCUCAAUUCCACAAAUAAAGUUCUAUUCUAAUUUUAAAGACAAA
Molecule: messenger RNA, 5275 nt
Organism: Peromyscus eremicus (cactus mouse)
Lineage: Eukaryota; Metazoa; Chordata; Mammalia; Rodentia; Cricetidae
Gene: Nedd4
Product: NEDD4 E3 ubiquitin protein ligase
Exons: 28
Coding region: 86-2632 (848 amino acids)
Biological process (GO): ubiquitin-dependent protein catabolic process; receptor internalization; regulation of dendrite morphogenesis
Molecular function (GO): ubiquitin protein ligase activity; sodium channel inhibitor activity; protein binding
Source: RefSeq, a predicted model, not a curated record